Molecule: messenger RNA, 18414 nt
Organism: Symphalangus syndactylus (siamang)
Lineage: Eukaryota; Metazoa; Chordata; Mammalia; Primates; Hylobatidae
Gene: ITPKB
Product: inositol-trisphosphate 3-kinase B
Biological process (GO): inositol phosphate biosynthetic process; phosphatidylinositol phosphate biosynthetic process
Cellular component (GO): cytoplasm; nucleus
Molecular function (GO): inositol hexakisphosphate kinase activity
Source: RefSeq, a predicted model, not a curated record
CUCACAACUUCCUUCCUGCUUUCCUCCCCCAAGCCUCCGCCUUUCUCCCUCCUCCCUCCUCCACCCCCCCAACUUUUCUUUCUUUUUUUUUUUUAAUCGUACACUGAACAAACACUGAAGUAGCCCGGAGCAGACACUGACAGGGGCAGUAUCUCCACGGCCGAAAAGGGCGUGCAGGGCCGGCUUUGCGUCGCCACUGCCGGGAACGCCGGGCCCCUGAACCGAAGAGCUUUCCCUCUCUCUUUCGCACUCCUCUUUUUUGUCUUCCAUAGCUUGUGAGAAAAUAAUUUCUGAGCAUUUUUACCUUUAAAGCCAUCUCGUCCCUACGAGGUCUGCGCCUCUGGGCACGUAGUCUACACAGGACCUGAGAAUCUGAUAACUGCAGCCGCACGGUUGUUUAUGGAGCUUUGGGCGGGGGCUGAGCCCGCGGUCGUGCCCCCAGCCCGCCGCCCAGGCCAUGCUGCCCCAUCUGCGCGCGGACCCGCGGCUGCCGGGCCUCCGGGGCUGAGCCGGGAGCGCCGGGAGGAGGAGGCGCCGGCGGCAGAGCAGGAGCGGGAGCCGCGGCGGCGGGCAGCGCGGGACCCAGUACUAUGGCUAUGUACUGCUAUGCGCUCAACAGCCUGGUGAUCAUGAAUAGCGCCAACGAGAUGAAGAGCGGCGGCGGCCCGGGGCCCAGUGGCAGCGAGACGCCCUCGCCCCCGGGGAGGGCCGUGCUGAGCCCCGGCAGCGUUUUCAGCCCCGGGAGAGGCGCCUCUUUCCUCUUCCCCCUAGCCGAGUCGCUGUCGCCCGAGGAGCCCCGGAGCCCCGGGGGCUGGCGGAGCGGCCGGCGCAGGCUGAAUAGUAGCAGCGGCAGUGGCAGUGGCAGCGGCAGCAGCGGCAGCAGCGUGAGCAGCCCAAGUUGGGCUGGUCGCCUGCGAGGGGACGGGCAGCAGGUGGUGGCAGCCGGUACCCUCUCCCCGCCGGGGCCGGAGGAGGCCAAGAGGAAGCUGCGGAUCCUGCAGCGCGAGUUGCAGAACGUGCAGGUGAACCAGAAAGUGGGCAUGUUUGAGGCGCACAUCCAGGCACAGAGCUCCGCCAUUCAAGCGCCCCGCAGCCCGCGUUUGGGCAGGGCUCGCUCUCCCUCCCCGUGCCCCUUCCGCAGCAGCAGUCAGCCCCCUGGAAGGGUCCUGGUUCAGGGCGCCCGGAGCGAGGAACGGAGGACAAAGUCCUGGGGGGAGCAAUGUCCAGAGACUUCAGGAACCGACUCCGGGAGGAAAGGAGGGUCCAGCCUAUGCCCCUCGCAGGUGAAGGAAGGAAUGCCACCUCUUCCCGGCCGGGCUGCCCCUACAGGCUCAGAGGCCCAGGGUCCAUCCGCUUUUGUAAGGAUGGAGAAGGGUAUCCCUGCCAGUCCCCGCUGUGGCUCACCCACAGCUAUGGAAAUUGACAAAAGGGGCUUUCCUACCCCGGGAACUCGGAGCCGCCUAGCUCCCUCAUCGGGGCUGGUCGGAGCUAACUUAACGAUGGCCACAGAAGUGGCAGCGAGAGCUACAUCCACUGGGCCACACCGUCCACAGGAUCUUGCCCUCACUGAGCUGUCUGGGAGAGCCCGUGAGCUUGAGGACCCGCAGUCCCCAGAGGCCCUGGUGGAGAGGCAGGGGCAGUUUCUGGGCAGUGAGACAAGCCCAGCCCCAGAAAGGGGCGGCCCCCGCGAUGGAGAACCCCCUGGGAAGAUGGGGAAAGGAAAUCUGCCCUGUGGCAUGCCGGGCUCUGGGGCGCCUGAAGUGGGCAAAAGUCCAGAGGAGACGACUGUGAGCGUGCAAAGCGACGAGUCCUCUGAUGCCCUGAGCUGGUCCAGGCUGCCCAGAGCCCUGGCCUCCGUAGGCCCUGAGGAGGCCCGAAGUGGGGCCCCCGUGGGCGGGGGGCUUUGGCAGCUCUCCGACAGACUGGAGGGAGGGUCCCCAACGCUGGGCUUGCUUGGGGGCAGCCCCUCAGCACAGCCGGGGACCGGGAAUGUGGAGGCGGGAAUUCCUUCUGGCAGAAUGCUGGAGCCUUUGCCCUGUUGGGACGCUGCGAAAGAUCUGAAAGAACCUCAGUGCCCUCCUGGGGACAGGGUGGGUGUGCAGCCUGGGAGCUCCAGGAUUUGGCAGGGCACCAUGGAGGAAGCCGGUUUGGCUUGGACGCGUGGCACAGGGGUGCAGUCAGAGGGGACUUGGGAAAGCCAGCGGCAGGACAGUGAUGCCCACCCAAGUCCUGAGCUGCUACCCCAAGAUCAGGACAAGCCUUUCCUGAGGGAGGUCUGCAGCCCCAGCAACAUACCUGCCGUCAUCAUUACAGACAUGGGCACCCAGGAGGAUGGGGCCUUGGAGGAGACGCAGGGAAGCCCUCGGGGCAACCUGCCCCUGAGGAAACUGUCCUCUUCCUCGGCCUCCUCCACGGGCUUCUCCUCAUCCUACGAAGACUCAGAGGAGGACAUCUCCAGUGACCCUGAGCGCACCCUGGACCCCAACUCAGCCUUCCUGCAUACCCUGGACCAGCAGAAACCUAGAGUGGGACUCAGCCUGCCUCCCACAGGGAGAAGAAGGGCAGAUCUGCCCACAGGACAGAGGGUUUCAGCAGAUACAGAGCAUGGAUCUGCACGUAUCCAGAUGCCUCAGGCCACCCAGAGAGAGCAUCGUGGGCCUCUUUGCUGCAUGGGGCUUGCUAGGUACUGCUAUACUGUGAAGCACCCAGGCAGUCUGGAGCUGCACGGCCUGCGCAUGAGUCCAACAGGUACAAGCUGUUGUGGGCUUAUAACGUCAGCACCUAAGUAGGAAUUGAAUGCAAUCAAGUUGAGUUACCUGCCUGCAGGUAAAUUAAAUUAAAUCCUCAUUUAAAUUAGGAGACAUGGGUGAGGGCCUAAAGGGGCCAGGACACAGAAUGCCCAGGCUUUCAAUAGGUGAUAGUCUCAAUAGGUGAUAGAGGUGGCACUGAAGGGUGUGGCACCUCCCUGGAAAGGAGCACAGCUGUGGUCACCAGGUGAGGCUGUGGCCUCCAUCGUAAAGGCCAUGUGGGGCGGCAAGUGACCUACCACAGGGCACAGUAAGUCAGCAGGGAGUGACCACCAGGAUUCCUUACUGAAGUUGGAUUCCUCAGCCUCUGCUAUGCUAUCCUCAGAUUCAGAUUCAACUUUUUGUUUUGUUUUGUCCCGCUCUGUUGCCCAGGCUGGAGGGCAGUGGCGUGAUCUUGGCUCACUGCAACCUCUGCCUCCUGGGUUCAAGUGAUUCUAGUGCCUCAGCCUCCCGAGUAGCUGGGAUUACAGGCAUACGCCACCACAACUGGCGACUUUUUUUGUGUUUUUUAGUAGAGAUGGGGUUUCGCCAUGUUGCCCAGGCUGAUCUCAAACUCCUGGCCUCUAAGUGAUCCACCUGCCUCGGCCUCCCAAAGUGCUGAGAUUACAGGCACGAGUCAUCGCGCCGGCCCCCGAUUCACUUUUUAGGAGGGGACAUCUGUGUCGUUUCCAGGUCUGGCUAUUUUGAAUAAAGCAGCUGUGAAUAUUCGUGUACACAUUUUUGUGUGAUGUAAGCUUUCAUUUAUUUGUGAUAACUGCUCAGGAGUGCAGUUGCUGGGUCGUACAGUAGUUGCAUAUUUAUUUCAUUUUUUACGAAACUGCCACACUGCUCUCCAGAGUGGCUUCACCGUUUUACAUCCCACAGCAGUGUAUGAGUGCUGCAGCUUCUCCAUAUCCUUGCUAGCGUUUUAUUUAGUAGCUAAGUAGCUACUUUUAUUUUAGCCACUCUGGUAGGUAUGCAGGUAUACAAGGCCAUCUCAUCGUAGGUUUUUUUGUGUCUUUGUUUUGUUUUUUUUGAGACCGGGUCUUGUUCUGUAGCUUGCCCGGGUUGGGGUGCAGUGGGCAAUCAUAGCGCACUGCAGCCCUGACUUCCUAGGUUCAAGGGAUCCUCCCGCCUUAGCUUCCCAAGUAGCGAUUUAUAGGACAACAGGUGUGCAGCACCAUGCCCAGCUAAUUUUUAAAUUAUUUUGUAGAAAUGGGGUUUCACUAUGUUGCCAAGGCUGGUCUCAAGUCUCCUGGCCUCCCAAAGUGCUGAGAUUAUGGGAGUGAGCCACGACGCCAGCCUUCAUUGUAGUUUUAACUUGCUUUUCUCUUUUUUUUUUUUUUUUGAGAAGAAGUCUUGCUCUGUCGCUCAGGCUGGAGUGCAGUGGUGCGAUCUCGGCUCACUGCAAGCUCCACCUCCUGGUUUCAAGUGAUUCUGCUGCCUCAGCCUCCCGAGUAGCUGGGACUACAGGUGCCCGCCACCACGCCUGGCUAAUUUUUGUAUUUUUAGUAGAGACGAGGUUUCACUAUGUUGGCCAGGCUGGUCUCGAAUUUCUGACCUUGUGAUCCGCCCGCCUCGGCCUCCCAAAGUGUUGGGGAUUACAGGCAUGAGCCACCGCGCCUGACCAACUUGCUUUUCUCUAAUGGCUGGCGAUGUUAAUUUUUCAUUGGCUUAUUUACCGUCUCCUUCUGUGGAAUGAUCUGGCUUAGAAAAAGAAAAAUUCCACAGAGGUGCUAUAAAAACGGGCAGGGUGUCAAAAGCCUUGGCCUCCUGUUUGGGCUUUGCCUCUCAGGGCUUCAGGUGAAGGUGCUUGGUCAUCUCUGAGGUCCCUUCCUGCUCCCAGUGUCCUCUGACUCCAAAAUAGAGUCAUGCCCCUUGGCGAGCAGCCCGGCGGGAGCUAUGGUGCGUAGGAGGCCCGGACGGCGGCCCCUGCCCACAUGCCAUCACCUUCCAGCCCCGUCUCCACAGGAGCUUGCCCAGGCUGACUCACAGGUGCUGUAUUAUUUAAGGAAAGUUGUUUAUUGAUUGUUGGCCCUGGAAAUAAAAAGAAAAACAAAGAAGCAGAUGCAGAGUGUCUCCUUGCCACCUCCCUCUGGGCGCCUCUGAGAUGGUGGCUGAGGACCAGGCCCCACUCUGGGCGAGGCUUCCUUUCUGCCACUGGUGCUUCCCUUUGUCUCUCUGCAGCCUGGGCCUGUGCUUUGGGUUUAGUUUUGCAACACAGUCAUGCUGAAGGUCCCAGAGAUGCUUCCCCUUUUUAUUGUAAUUAAACCAAAAAAGAAACAUGGGGUAUGUAAUUUAGAACUACUCAUAACUGCAUCGAUGGAAGGAAUUUUCUCUUUAAAGCUAGCACUGGAUUUCACCUUGCACCCUAGGCCACUUGCCCAUGUCCUUGUCAUCUUUUAACUCCUGUCUCAGGAGUGGGCAGCAGAAAGUGGUCUUGAGAGUUAAUGGGAUUGCUACUAGUUUGAGUACCUGCUGGAGGGUUUGGUCUCCAUCGAGAAACAGGGGAAGAUGUCAUCUGCUUAAGAAGGUGUUUAUGUUUGUUUUUCUGCCCAGUGACGUACAUGAACCUGGUAGUGUGUGAAAUAAAGCAUCUUAGUCCUCAUUUCAGUGAAUCAGAAGAAACUAAAAGGCAUGGUUGUUUCUCCCUUGGUAUGAUGAAGUCUAUAUAAUAUUUGCAAAAUCUCCUUUGGUGAAUUUGUAUAAACAAUCUAUCACAAAGAAAGUAUUGUUUUCUAUAUGGGCUUAAAGGAUUUUUGGAAAAUGGGCAGAGGAUUUUCCCAUGUAUUCACUGAGCCUGGGGAAUGGAAAUCAUCUCAUGGAGACAGAUGACCACAGGCUUUCCACCCAGUCCCCGUGGCCCACUAGAAUUGUCCAGCAUGUUUCAGUGGUUAUUUGAUUGGGCUCAAGACCAAAGUUGGAACUGAAUCAAAUGAUGGUUUGGUUCAGAAUAUUUUUCCGUUUUGGUACAUUUUGAAAACCUAGGUUUGAUGCUGGUUGCAGUUGUUCAACAGAUUUUUGAAAAAAAAACUUUUGGUACCACACACACUGAGGCCUUUUGGGGGUGGGGGUAGGGAAAGCAUCAGGAUAAAUAGCUAAUGCAUGUGGGGCUUAAUACCUAGGUGAUGGGUUAUAGGUGCAGCAAACCACCAUGACACUUGUUUACCUAUGUAACAAACCUGCACAUCCUGCAUAUUUAUCCUAGAACUUCAAAUAAAAUAAAAAAAGUUUAAAAAGAAAAUAAAAGAGAAGAUUUUUAGAAAAAAAAAAAAAAGAAAAGAAAAAGAUUUUAGAGCCACCGAAUCUCUUUUUAGAGUAUAGGAAGAAUAGAAAUACAUUGGGUAGAGCAGUUUUUGACAGACGAUGAUUUGGGUUUAUAUGAGAUAUACAAAACUAUUCUUACGCAUUUUUACUGCAUGCGACAACUUGGGAUUUCUUAGUAUUUUCCACAUCAACCACACUACUUUAAGUCAUCUGAUUAGAAGUGUAUGAACAUGUUAUAAGCUCAGAAAAUGGCAUGUAAAAGCAAUAGAGGGCCGGGUGCGGUGGCUCACGCCUGUAGUGCCAGCACUUUGGGAGGCCGAGGCGGGCAGAUUGCCUGAGGUCAGGAGUUCAAGACCAGCCUGGCCAACUUGGCAAAACCUCAUCUCUACUAAAAAUACAAAAAUUAGCCGGCCACUAUGACGGGCACCUGCUGUAGUCCUAGCUACUUGGGAGGCUGAGGCAAGAGAAUCACUUGAACCUGGGAGGCGGAGGUUUCGGUGAGCCGAGAUCUUGCUACUGCACUCCAGCCUGGGCGACAGAGCAAGACUCCAUCUCAAAAAUAAAUACAUAAAAAUAAAAGCAAUAGAGUAUUACAGUGUGAAUCAGGAAAUCUUGCACAUUUUGAAGGUUUAAAAUGACUUGGUUUAAUAAAGAAAGAAAACUUCUAAUACCUAGAAAAUUGAUGUUGAAUGGGAAAAAUAAAACAAAAUAUUGCUAUACAAAAACCUCUUGUUACGUUCCUGAGUCAAAACCUGAUAUUUGUGUUUGGCUUGUUUGAAUACAUAAAAUAUAUUAUGGCCAUUGGUGAGUAGUUAGUUCAUGUUGAUUCAAGUUACUUCUCCAGAUAGCAUCAUUGUUAUAAAAUUUAAUUUCCAUGAACUUACCUUCUUCCAGGAUGGUUGUGUGUGUUGAUCUUCUGGUUUCUUAAAUAUUCUGGGUCAGAGUUACUAUACUUGCAUUUGUGCUUCGCAAUGAACUAGAAUAAAUACUUUCUAUUAAAACCAGCACAGGUUUUGCUAAAGAGAAUGCACGCACAGGCCUUGUCUUUUUGCUGCAAGGUAGAGGGUUUUAUCUACUACCUGUGACUAACUAGCUUUCAGGAAAGAGUGAACUAAUGCUUUACUCAUGGAGUUCACAAAUGUUCAUGGUGUACCGGCAGUAGGGAUACAUAUAUAAGCAUAGCUUAGUUCCUACCUUCUAGGGAUUCGAAGUUUACUAGAGGAGGCAGGUUGUAAUCCCUAAUACCUAUUAUGCCUUUAUUAUGUGGUAGGCAUUGAAGGAGAAGUUAAGUGACAUGUCUAAAAUCACAGUAGUAGAAGAGUCAGGCUAUGAACCAAGAUAUUCUUAAGAAUUUCUCAUCGUUGGCAUUUAGGGACAGAUAGUUUUUGGUUGUGUGGGGCUGCUCUGUGUACUGUAGGAUGUUUAGCAGUAUCUCUGGUCAGUAGCACCUCCCCCUAUUUAUGACAACCAGAUGUCUCCAGACAUUGCCAAAUGUCCCCCAUGGGGAGAAUCGCCCCUGAUUGAAAAGCACUGCUCUAGAGCCUGCUCUUGUGCCCACCACCCUCUACUGUCUUCCCAGAUGAGUGAGUGCAAUGGGAGAGAAUAAGCAAGUGUGAAGUCCCAAUUCCUGCUGGCAGCAGAGGACAGAUGCCAACACUACCUAGGGUGGUGGAGAAGAGAAAUAUUCUCAGAUAUGGUGCCAUUGGAGUUAAAUUUUGAAGCGAUUCACGUAGUCAGAGAAAAAGGAAGACUAUCUGGAGUAAAGGGAUGUGUGCGCACAAAAGCACGGCAGCAGGAGGAAGCAGGGCAACCUUGAGGAUGACAGGUAGUUUUCUAUAGACCCUUUUUGAUUUCCUCUUCAGUGCUGUUCUCUUGUUUUCUCUGUUCAGUCAGCAAGCCAGGGUCACAGCAGCUCUACAUGUCAUUCUUACUUCAAAUCAAAGGUGUUGUGUUAGUCAGGAUGAGCUAGGUUAUGUUGCAGUAACAAAGAGCCCCAGAAUUGGCAGCAGAAAACAAGAAAAGUUUAUUUCCUGCUCCUGCCGCAUAGCUGAUCUGGGUCAGCUGUGGUCUCAUGGUGCUGGUUACUGUACAGAGGGAAUGAGAACAUGGCGAAUUACAUACUGACUUGUAAAGCUACAUUCCAGACAAGGAACAUUUAUCACUUCUGCUCACAUUUAAUUGGCCAGGCAAGUCUGCUGUCCUCACCUAAUUUUAAGGGGGCAAGGGAGUAGAGUCCUACCAUGUGCCCAGGAGAACUAGAAAUAUUUGGGGACAGCACUCAGGUGUACCAUAGAUGUCAGAGGCUCAUACCUGAAAUGUUCAGGCACACACAACUCAUCAUCUGCUCUCUGACAGCCUCCUAACUUGGCUUUCAAGAAGGGCCCUUUGCCAUAGACGGUCAAGAUUUUAAAAAAUAUCAAUUAUCUGAGUAAGUCAAGGAAAGUCCUGUGGAACCAGGUCACAAGCCCUCAGUUUUUAGAGUCAGGAUGUUGGGGUGGGAGUGAUGAUAGAACUGAUUGAAGUCAAUAUAGCCUGGAUGUGGUAGAUUGUUUUACGAGGAGGGGUAGUUGUUCAGGACACUGAUUGUUAUCUCAACACCCAGGAUGCUUUCUUUGGCUGUCACUGUAGUAAAAAGAACAGUUUUAAAGCCUGAGCCAAGUGUCAAGCAGCAGGAGGGUGUCCUUCGUGAACUCUGAAUUUAUGGGGCUGUGUCUGAGAGCGAAGAGAUGCCAACAGUAGCGACUGAGAACAUUCUGGAUGAUUUUAGUAAACCCCGAACAAAUUCCUUAUACACCAAGGAGCAUUCUCCUUGUUAGAAAUUCCUCUAGACCACGACUCUGGCCCUGGCCCUGGGGUGAGGAGAUAGAGAGGGUGCCUGGCUGUAGUGGAUCUAAAACGGGAUGACACCGGAAACCUGUGGGGAGGACGCCGUCCUUGUCGCCCCUUGACAGAGGGGGCACAGAGGCCUUAGAGAAACAAAAAUAAAAAUAGCAAUUGUUUGCCACUUCCCUCCCCAAUACAGUGUUCUCUCCAAACCUGGUUUCCACUCUAUUUCUGAACUGUUUCGCCCCAUGGUGUGUAGGGAGCCAGGGUAAAUGUGGGAGUGGGAGGAAGGGGACACAGGCAGCAACUCAAAGGAAGGCAGAAUUAGUAGCCGUCUGGGAACCGGGGGCGGGGGCAUUCUAGAAAUGCGAAGAGGUCGAAUAGCCAGCUGGGUCCAGAGUCUCCUCACCUCUGGUGUCUUAGCAGAGCAUGAGUGUGUGUGUAUGUGUGUUUAUAUGUGUGUAUAUGUAUUUGCACAUGUGCACGUGUGUAUGUGUGUGUGCAUGCAUGUGUGUAUAUGGGUAAGUGUGCAGUGUAUGUGUGUUUAUGUGCAUGCAUGCAUGUAUGGGUGCAGAUAUGUGGGUGUGUAGAUAAGUGUGGGUGUGCACAUGCGUACACCCACGGGAGGGGUGCGAUGGAAGUUGUGUGCAGCUGCGUGAGCGUUACUGACCAUCCUGUGGUUUGCUGAUAGCUGCUUAAUCUGGGUUGUGUGUUUCCUCCCUCCCCCAGCAGACACUCAGGGCACUCCGUGAUGCACGGGGACGCUAAUAUUUUCACACCUGCAAUCUGUAUUGUUCUUUUCUCCUUCGGAGGGCAAUAUUGCCCUUCUGGGUGCUUAAGCAGGAAACACAGGACCAGAUAAUUUAAGAGGAGCCUUAAUGCUCAGGGCCAGAACAGACAGACUGGCCUGAACAAGGUCACAGGCCGUCCAGGGAGUGUAGGGCUAGGGCAAUGCCAGCCCACUUCCUCCCAGGCAAGCGCUCCCUUCACGGUGGCCACCUUCCCUUCAACGCCUUUGUUUCCUGGCUGUAAAAUGGGGAUGUUGCAUACAGCUGUGUAGGAAGUGUUUGCAAGUGCCCAGGCUCUGGGAAUUUGAGUAAAGAAGGCCCUUUGUCAGUGGUGCACAUAGCCUUGGCUUUCUUCACCUUAUCAGUUGUCCAUUCAGUUGGAGUAGCUAUGAACACCCACUUACCCUUCACGUAUCCUAGGAUCAGGACUGUGCCUGCAGUGACCACGAAGCCUGGGGAGCCAGAUGGCUAUGGACCUCACAAGGGCCUGCCAGUUCCCAGGAAGGGGGUCUGGGCUGUCAGGACGGGGGGCAGCAGCAGGACUCAGAGAGAGGGGUUGCCUUGCAGUGAGCCCUGCCCAUCUCUAGUGCGGUGGGAAGGUGGUUUAAACCCUGCCCUUACCCCAUGCUCUGAGGUCUCCGGAAGACACAGGUGCUAUAUAUAAAACUAAGACUAUUAUCUCACUCUUGCUAAGUUUCCACCCUCGCGGCUUACUGUACACCACCGGGGAGAACAUUUCCUGAAGCCCUUCUCCCGGAGCUCUGGGGCCAGGGUGAGGGACGCCUUCUGAGAGAAAAACCUUCCCCACAGGGAGGCCUUUUGCAGAAUGGGGAGGAGAAUAAAAAUGUCCAGGCAAAUGCCCAGCCUCAUCCUAGCGAGGUUCCCACUAGCUGAGGUGGGGACCAACAUGGUACCAGCCUACAGGGAAGCCCCUCAUCUUCCCCCUUUUGCCUUUUAUUUAUUUUUUUGAGACAGAGUCUCGCUCUGUCGCCCAGGCUGGAGUGCGGUGGCGCGAUCUCGGCUCACUGCAAGCUCCGCCUCCCGGGUUCACGCCAUUCUCCUGCCUCAGCCUCCGGAGUAGCUGGGACUACAGGCGCCCGCCAACGCGCCCGGCUAAUUUUUUUUUUGUAUUUGUAGUAGAGACGGGGUUUCACCGUGGUCUCGAUCUCCUGACCUCGUGAUCCACCCGCCUUGGCCUCCCAAAGUGCUGGGAUUACAGGCGUGAGCCACCGCGCCUGGCCUUUGCCUUUUAACAUGGAGUCUCUGGGUCAGGGAUGGAUGUGGUGGUGAGGGAUGCUAAGUAUGAGCAGACACCCUAGUGGGUUCAGCUCAAACUCCAGAGGGGAUGGGGAUGGGCAACACUCCUGAGGAACUUCUGUUCAGCACUCGUCAUGGCCAUGACAAAUGAUGGGAGGUCCAGGUUGGGAGGUUUCCAUUUAAGCGUUGGUUCCUUGCGAUUUCCCUGGGCAGUUUUUUCAAACAACCCAUGAUCGUCAUUUUCAGUAGAACGAUCCCCAUUGUUUGGGACUGUCCGGCACACUGAAGGUCACUGAGCAUCUGGGCAUCUGGGCCCUGGAGCACUAUUUGCCAUCGUGCAACAUACACAACACACACACACACUCUCUCUCUCUCUCUCUCUCUCUAAACACCCUCUAGGGCUGGAGGCAGGUACUGCAUCUGGUUAGGAACCACUGUAAGGAAUUAUUUACCUUGGCAACAUCUCAAGAGGAUAUCGAAUUGGAGUCAAAGGAUUUUGGGGAGGUGGAGUAGGAAGGAGGUAGAGGAUGUUAGGCUGAGAAAUGUCCUGUCAGCUUGGACAGGGUAUUGGCCUAAUUUUUUUAAGUGAAGAAGUUUCAUUUUUUUUGUCCUAUUUAUGAGCACCCAAUUGACUGAGCACUGUGAGUUAACUGGAGAAUCUUGUGCAUUUUGUUUGGUUUUGUCUUCAUUCUUUCUUAAUAAGAAUGUUUUACUAAGAUGUCUCUUAAUAAGCACUAUUACCUGUGGGGCCAGCUUCAUGAAUGCAGUUGCACAGGCCGCAUGCUCAGAGGGUCCCCGCUUUUGGGGUUGAAUGCCUGGCCGUUGCUGCCUUGAAAUUCAUAAUAAUUCUUUGAGUUGGUGUUUUGUAAGUGAAGUCCAGUGGGACAAUGAAGCAUGAAUUCCCUGGGCUCCAGCCCCACCUGGCUUCCUUCUCUCCACCCCUGGCAACUACUGACUCUUCUGAUCCCAUCAGGGGCCUGGGUUAAGGUUCAGGGAGGGAUAGGGUUGGCAUCACUGGUGUCCCAAGGUAGGGUGUGGUGGCCAUCCCCACCCCAGGCUGGCAGGGCCAAAAAGUGGGCAACUCCAUGAGAAUCCAGCUCACUCUGGAUCCAAAUACCAAGCGUGUCCCAGCACGAGUGUGCAAUCGCUUUGGGUCUGCCCAGGCAGGUGUGUGGGAAGAGGAGACCCUCUCUGCUCCUGGCCCAGCACCCUGUAGAGGAAGGCAGUAGACACUUAAGAGUGGCCAGAGUCAAGGGGUGGGAUCCCAGAGUCUUGUGAGACUCUGCACUCAUUAAAUAGCAAAUAAGAAACACUGUAUCAAGUUGAGAGAAACCCUGCAGAAGAAAGGAAGGAAACAGUUUAUUUUAGUACCUUUUAUGGCACUUUUUUCCUGCCUUUUGAAAAAGGGCGCUGCAUUUUUACUUUGCACUGGGCCCUGAAACUUACGUAGCUGGCCCUACUUGCUUACUUCAUUGCUAUCUGCGGUUUCUGUUUAUUUUCUGUCUCCUGUUUCUAAAAAGAAAUAACUAGUUAAAAGGGCUCACCAUGAACACAGGUGCUUCCAUUUGUUUCCCCCUUUCUGUUCUUCUGAGGGACACGAUCACCAGCCAGUCACCAGCUGCCCCACCCCAGACUUCUUUUCCAAUGCUACUUAUUAGCACCGCACUUUCUGAAGGAGGCCAUGAGUCAGGGGAGAGGAGACGGGGGCAGGGAAGACAGAUUUAUCUGUCACUGGGAUGUGGGUGAAUUUUGUAGUGGGUGGGUUGUGAAUCUUCCCAUUGGGGAGUGAUUUCUUCCCAGGUAGUUAUGAGCUAGUGCUGGCCCCAGGCAGGAUGCUGUCAGGAUACUAGACAGGGAACCAUAAAGCAAAGUUCCAAGAAAUGAAGCUCUGCUCUCAUCAGCAAGCUUUAUUAAGGGACUCUUUUCAAGCGGAGAGAUAGUGCUGCACCAAACAAGUUAAGCACUGUCCUUGGGCAGGAGUAUCAUGCCGUAAGACAUGGCCCAAGGGAGAAUGACAGUGAGGAAAUGUAACUGCAGGUCAGGUGGGCCUGUAGACAGGGUCAGGUGAGGGCUAGGCCCUGCCCACUGCCGCUUCUCACCGUUGGGCCCUAGUCAUGGAAGUUUCAUGUUUAGACAAAGGAGGGUCAGGGAAAUCUUCUGCUUUAUCUAGGAAGUUCUUGUUGGGGGGAAGUUGGAUGCCAGGAGCCACUGCACCUGCCUCUACCCUAGUCCCCUCCACAGCCUGCUGCAUAGUUUCCAAGUGUCCCAGUACCACAGUGACACCCACCCCACCCAUACAUUUUAAGUGUUAGCCACUUCUUGUCUGUUACUAUAAAAUGCACAUCAGACAUUCCUAGACCCAUUGGAGACCUGGAGAGGCCAGACACUGGACAUCCUCCUACCACUGGGCCAGACACACCCAUGGCAGCCCAGACAGGCAGCCCAGGGCAGGGGAGGCCAUCGCUGUUUCUGGAUGUUCCUAGCCUGGUGCCUCACCAGGGAGGGGGUGCAGCCAGAAUAAAGGCAUGGGACAUACUCAUGCUAAAAAGUCACUCACUGUUUAUAUAAAAUCCAAACGUAACUGGGCAUCCUGUACUUUUUCUGGCAGCUCUAACCCAGAAGGCAAUAUUGUCACAGCCUUUGUGAAAUGGGUGAAUCCAGAAAGGAGAUAGCUGGUGGCCCAGAGGCCUCUGGAGGUCCCCUAUUGAGGGGCCAGACGUCUGGGGCUCUGCUGCCCACUGCUGCCACCUGCUUGCUGUGCCAUCUGGAGUUGUUCUGAGACCUGGUGUAGCUCGUGUUCACCAGUAUCUUCUUCCAUCUCUUAGGCUCUCCCCCAGAAUGGAAUACAGUGAGGGGCCUGGCAGAAUCCUGGCCUAGGGCAGCAUGGCCUGCCAGGCCUCCAUCAGAAAGCUGCUCAGGUUCCCUGCCUCAUGAGUUAAGAUGCCGUCAGCUGCAAGUAUCAGAAAACUGCAACCCAGUAGAGUUGAACAAUAAAGAAAACACAUUCUUUCACCUUAAUCAGUAAGUCCCAGCACAGGCAGUUCUAGCACUGGCUAAUUCAUCAGCACAGCAGAGUUACUGAAAGACCUGUGUCCUCUGCAUCUCUCUGCCCUGUCCCACAACGUGUUGACUCAUCUUUCCUCGUGGUUGCCGGAUGGGUGCUGCAGGGCCUCGUGUCCUGUGUGGACAUGAUAAUAUCCCUUGGAGGAAAAAGAGGGGAUGGCUCUUCAUGGUGUCUAAGGCCGAGACAUCUUUUUCAGAAGGCUCCCAGCAGACAUCCCCUGUGUCUCAUUGACCAGAAUGUCUCACCUACUUGUUUGUGCCUAAGUCAGCCUCUGGCAUGGGAGUGGCUUAUAACAAUUAGUAUUGACUCUGGGAGUAGCUCCAAGGAGCAUACAUUUGGGUGGGUCUCAAUUAGGUCCCUUGAACUGUUCCCUACCUCAUUCUACCAACGGUUUGAGGCAGGUUUGAUUUAUUUUUUCUUUGUUCUUUUUGGUUUUUAACAAAAACUUAAACAUUACAGAGAAAGAAGCUAAUGAUAACCACGACUAAAUAAUGAUAACCACGACUAAAUAAAUGAUUUAACUCAUUCUAGGUAUUUACAAUCCUUGUAAAUCCAAUUUGGUCUUUGACCAGUUGCCUAAUUUUGUUUUACAACUGAUUGUACUAGUUUUAUCUUUUAUUGUUUUAACGUCAUUGCAUAUAGUAAUGAACUGUGUGGUCUGAUUCCUGAGUGUGAACUUUCAGCUACUACAUCAUUUAUAUCAUCUUACUCCUACCUUUGGGUGGGUAGUUUCCAUAUUUUGUUGCAGUUAUUGCCAUAUGCAGCCAUGAGCAUUUUUGUUAAAAUGACCUCUUUUCUUCUCCCUUUAGUGACUUCCUUGGGAAGUGUUCCCCUCAGUGGUACUGCUGGGGCAACGUCCAAUACCAAGAAUGAUGUAUAGCAUAUUUCAUCUUCCCACACUACUCUCUGGAAAGCCUGAGCCAAUUACGGGGUCAUCUGCAAAGUCUAAGUGCUGCAGUUUCCCUAUGACCAUUGGAUUUUGUUUGUAAUUUGAUAUUGUCUUACUGUCCCUUAAAGUUGUAAUUUGUAAUUAUUUAGUUUUCAAGAGGGACUCUACAUGUUUCCUUGUGAUGAUGACCUUUAGUUACUCAUGUGUACACUACCUAUUUAUCCCCAUUAAGCCACCAUUGCCUGAACAUGUUGAUGGCAUUUUUUAUAUAGUAAGCUGUCAGUUACUUAAUGUACAAAUAUUUUUCCAUUCUAUGUUUUUCUCUUAAAUUUUUACUUUAUUGGCCAGGCGCAGUGGCUCACUUCUGUAAUCCCAGCACUUUAGGAGGCCAAGGCGGGCAGAUCACCUGAGGUCAAGAGAUCGAGACCAGCCUGGCCAACACGGUGAAACCUGGUCUCUACUAAAAAUACAAAAAUUAGACAGGUGUGGUGGCGGGCACCUGUAAUCCCAGCUAUUUGGGAGGCUGAGGCAGGAGAAUUGCUUGAACCCAAGAGGCGGAGGUUGUGGUGAGCCAAGAUGGCACCACUGCACUCUAGCCUGGGCAAAAGAGCGAAACUCCAUCUCAAAAAAAAAAAAAAAAAAAUUGCACUUUAUAUGGCAAUAAUGUUUUUAUUCUGAAUUAUUCUAUUAAGUCCCUUUUUUCCCUUGUGAAAUUGUUCUUAAUUGCGCUGGCCUGGAAAUAGAGCCCAUAUGGUACUGGAGGGUGAUGAUUUUUCAUAAUUUUUCUUGUGCAGUCCCUAGAGGAUUGAACUAUGCCUCAUUCUGUGGACUGGACUUUUUGGAAACCCCUUUUUGAGCCCCCAGGAAGCAAUCUGGCUGAGAGCUGAUGCCUGGAUGCUAGCCAGCUGGCUGCUGGCCAUAUCCAGCCACCCCAGUCCCCUGGCCAUCUGUACACCUCAGCAACAGAGUGGCAACUGACACACCCAGGCCCAGAAAGCCAGACAGACUGGCGGCUGGAAACUUCAUGGAAUCCUUGUAAUUAGAAAUGGAAAAGACCUGUUAGCUCGAGUGGUAUCCUCCUCCUCCUCCCACAGGCCCCAACCAGCUUUAGAAGGUGACAUAUAAUUUGCCCUGUCACCUGGAGCACUCAAUUGAGUUGUCUGGGCCUUAUCUGUGAAAUCCAAGAGCUGGACCAAAUCAGUGGUUUUUAACCCCUUUUGGGUCUUAUGCCAUUUUGGAAAGUGGUAGAAAGCCACACACCCUCCUUCCAGAGAGAGGCACAUUUCACAGGCCAUUUUGCCCUUUCAGGACAUUGAUAACAAGAAGCCUGUCUAGAUCCUAGCCCACAGUCUUCAGGUUUGGAACCCAAAGACUUGUUGAUCUCUGAAGUCCCUCUCAGCUCAGAAAACCCACAUUCUAGAAAGUUUUCUGUCAAGGACCCUAGGUACAGAAAUGGGUAAAAGGGAGUCUCCUGUACUUAACUUGGACGAAACCAUUGUCCAGCCCAAUGGGUUUCACUAUCAAGUAUUUUUAUUUAUUGUUUUACCAUUUAUUAUUUUCCAGGAUUGAGUUCGACUUUGUGGUACCACGUUCUUUCCCAUCAUCUGAAUCUUUCUAAAUUUCGUACUGCCUUUGAUUGAAACAAUUGAACUCUUACAGGUUUGUGGAGUGGAAGUGGGAUUUACGUGGUUUUGACCUUCACCUCACAGGAAGGGAGAUCAUCUUUCGGUAAUUCCCAGCAGAUAUUAGCCUCUGCCUGCUGACCCUCAGCCUCCUCUUCCAGCCCUUUAGCAGCUUGGAAUAAGAGGCAACAAACUGCAUGGGUUGAUGUUUAUGUGAACAUAUGGGUGCUUGGGAGUUGGAAGAUGUGGGGGGAAUCCGUUCUGAUGGCUCUACAAGUGCUUUCCCAGCACUCUGGGCUUGCGUGGUUCCCAGGGCCUUCAGAGUUUCUAAUUCCUCAAAUGACCUGCCUGACAGGGAGUCCUAAGAAAUGAUUCGGGCCUCAAAGAUCUGUCCUCAGGGGUCAGGAGAAAAUGUGCAGUAUAAGUUGAUAUAGCUGGAGAGGGGAUGCCUGCAACCUCCAGCUGUGGAGGCCAGCCUAGCCUCCUGGAAUGGGGUGGAGGCAGUCACAGAUACAAGUCUCCUUGGUGGGAAAUUGAAGGUAUUCAGGCCCGUAUGUGCCCAUAGGCACAUCUGCAUAUUUGGAUUUGACCCAGGAAGCUUGGGGAAGGAGGGAGAAAAUCAGAAGCUUUGACAUCUUUUUUUUUUUUUCUUUCUUUGAGACGGCAUUUUGCUCUUGUUGCCCAGGCCGGAAUGCAAUGGCAUGAUCUCGGCUCACCGCAACCUCUGCCUCCCGGGUUCAAGUGAUUCUCCUGCCUCAGCCUCCUGAGUAGCUGGGUUUACAGGCACACGCCACCACGCCUGGCUCAUUUUGUAUUUUUAGCAGAGAUGAGGUUUCUCCAUGUUGGUCAGGCUGGUCUCGAACUCCCGACCUCAGGUGACCUGCCCGCCUUGGCCUCCCAAAGUGCUGGGAUUGCAGGUGUGAGCCACCGCGCCUGACUGACAUCAGUGUUGUUUCUGGACUCUCCUCUCUUCCUCUGGCCAUCAGAAUGUUUAUGGAAAAAUGUGAGAUGAGGGAUAAAGGAAUUAGCACCUAAAUACUUUACAUAAUGUUAGGAUGAUUUUGCUGUGUGGGAGAGUGGCCUGAAUGUGGGGAGCCUUUGAGUAACUGACCUAUAACUUUUCUUAGGCCCUUCUGGUUUUAUCCCAGUUACUGAUGCUGUUCUUAUCUCCUACCUAUUCUGGAAUUCAUCUCUGAACAUUUAAUACAUUUGGCCAAGCAAGAGCAAUGCUGUUGAUUUUUUUAAAAAGUACAAGCUUUUGCCAGUACUUCUUUCAAGUUCUAAAUUUUAUGAGGAGUUUGUUCCACUGUGCAAAGGAGCCUCUGACUUUAAGUCAUUCCAGCUCAAGAUUUCAAAUGAAGUCGAGGCUGUGUGUAGUCACAGGUUUUCUCAUGUCAUCGGUAGAGAUAAAAGCCUCUUAGUUUUAGACUGGGCACAGCAUUGUUGAACGUCCAUUACUUACUGUUUAAGUAGCCAAUGAUCUCUGAAAAAAGCUUGGCUGUAAAGUUGGCAAAAUGAUGCACUGCUUUGUUUCAAGCCACUGUAAACUGUCUUUCCCAGUGUCACUUUUAUCUCCAGUGCUUUUGUCACAUCUUUUUGCUCAUUUCCCCAGAGGGGAAAAAUACUGCAUUCCCAGAAUGACAAUUUUCAUUGCUGCCCGCUCAAUUCAGUUUUUCAUAAAUGCCCAGAAAAUAAACUAGCUGAGUUCUUCUCCAUUCUCACACAUCUUCAUUAGCACACACGAGAAGCUUUUUUACAGGGAAUUCUCACGUUGACCAGGUAUGAUAACCUGUUGCAAUGUGGGUAGCCUUGGUUAUAUUAAUGUUUUGAAAGAUAAGUCGUGUUAUUACUUUCUUGGUCAUGUAUAAUUACAUCGGAGAUCUAAUUAUUGAGAGUUAACAACGCUUUGUAAUUGGUA